Messenger RNA from Helobdella robusta, 351 nucleotides. RefSeq lists its product as hypothetical. The transcript has 2 exons. NCBI's taxonomy places the organism in Eukaryota, Metazoa, Annelida, Clitellata, Rhynchobdellida, Glossiphoniidae. The record is from RefSeq and is a predicted model, not a curated record. The coding region runs from base 1 to 351 and encodes 116 amino acids.
AUGUGUGAACUAACGACGCGUUUUCUGCCCGGGUUUGAUAUGGGUCAGGGUACAAGAGAACUACCAGGUAAAGAAAAACUCGUGGCAAAAGCCAGGAAGGUGGUCAAGCAAUUUCUGGUUUUUGACAGCCUUUCACCCAUGGAGUCCAGCGUAGAAAAGUGUUUGGAUCCGAAAAUUACAGUGUCACAUGGUAAACAAUCAACGGUGGCAGUUUCAUCUGAUACGAAGAAUGCUGAAAGCCAGACGGAGAACUUAGAAGAAGAAUCCGGUACGAUGAUGCACGAUAAGGCGUGUACCGAAGUUGCUGACGGAUUAUUUCUGGUAGAGCACGGGAUGAAGACGAAAGCAUAG